Liolophura sinensis is the source of this 1418-nucleotide messenger RNA. RefSeq lists its product as uncharacterized. The record is from RefSeq and is a predicted model, not a curated record. NCBI's taxonomy places the organism in Eukaryota, Metazoa, Mollusca, Polyplacophora, Chitonida, Chitonidae. Bases 39 to 1418 code for a protein of 459 amino acids. The transcript is spliced from 5 exons.
CACAUGGGUUAAAGUCGUCUGCUGGCAGUAAAAGAGACAUGUUUGCAAGGGCGGGUGUUACUUUGUCAAAUUCAUCUCAUCGUCGAAUACGAACACUUUGUGCAUCACCAGUUAUUUGGAGGGAAUAUGUCUCAGUGUCAUCCUGUGGAAAUUGUCAAUAUUUGCGUUCAAAACUCUCCAGUCGGAGACGUUUCAGAUCCGCAUGUACAUACUACACCAAAGGUUACUCUACCUCCUCCACAUCGUCACAGGUUUCUUAUGCCAAUUCAAGACGAAUUCAUGAACGAUGGCGAGAAAAAACUGAUGUCAGACAGGCUCCAUCCUUGGAAUCAGUUCAUACAGAAAUGAUACAAGUACUGACCUACAAGAUGGAGAGGAUGAUUCUUGACGAGUCUCACAGUUAUCUCCCCUUAACAGUGCACUCUGCGAACUCCCAGAGUACAUCAGAAGAGCAGUGGACUGACUUUGAUGCUAUAUCUGUGAUCUCUGCCCCUGACACAGCUCGGAAACUGAUUCAAAAUCCUGAUCAUGUGAACAUUAGUUUUCCUGCCACAAGCUGGGAUGUGGAACUGCUGCAGUUUAAACAUUCAGUCUUAAGAGACAAGAAAAAGUUAAGGAUCAGCAGCAAAGCCAAAGACAUAUUUUCGACAUUUGCUAAGUCUUCAGAAACCCUGACAAGUCUGAACAGAUUACCGCAUCAAAAUGACCACGCCAUUUCUCAGACAUUUUCUUCUCACCAGGAAAGCCCUCAGUCAAGUCCACAUCAAAAUGAGCAGCAUGUACUUAGGAAAAUGUCGGCAAGACAAGGCCAGACUUUGGACAAAAGUUUUGUUUCUAGUUCCCUCAGUGAGCCCUCUGUGAGAAUCACUGAAGAUGAAGUCAGUCAUCGUGAGGACAUCGAUUCAAGAAAUCUGCUGAAGCACUUGCACACUAGGAAGCCUCUUGAAAAAAUGCUUCAGAAGUCGACUUCCAACGAGGUUAAGCACAGUUCAGGCUCAAGUGUUCACGAUCUAAAGUUUGAAGAAGAAGAUUAUGGCAAGGAAUCUAUCAAUAUUGAACGACUUGAUAAUGAAGUUAGUUCUCAGGAGGUCACUGCUGCUGAUGACCUUGUUUUGGGAACUGAACGAGUGUACGCAGUGGAUGCACGAUUGGAGCCAUUAGAGGACGCUGUGUCCGAGGAUGAUCUGGACACAGAAUCUGUUCAUUCUGCUCCACCAGUUUUCCUUUCCAAAAAAAAGAAGUCUCGUCUUGCCAAACAAGAAUCAAACGAAAAAGGUAGUACAAAGCUGACCAAAACAACCAGAGCUGUGAAACCACUGGAUGUGGAGAAGAAAAUUGCAUACUUUAACCAGGAUCUUCUGGCCUACGUGGAAGCAUGUGUUCAAGCAGGCAUGGUAAAGUUUCAAAUGCCCAAAUAG